UGAGGACCAGGAAGUGUCCUACAACGGAGUCCAAAUCUUGAAGAUCGAUGGUGGUAAAUAGCUACUACCAAGGUACGUGUUCAUAAUUAGGAAAAGCUUUGCUACUCAUAUUAGUGUUACAUGUAGUAUUUUAUGAGUUAUGCAAACAAAACCAACCGUUUUUGCUACGUUCGCUGGCUAGCUAACAAAGGUGCUAUAGUCGAUUGUUUUUAUAUUCUCUGAAAAGGUAACGUUAGCUAUUUGUUAUGUAGUUUGUAGCUACUUAGUGAGUGUGACAAGUGUGUCGCGCGCGCGCGCGCGCGGUCGGUCUGAGCAUACCUUGCAAUGGGGUCUUUGUGUGACAGUGUGUGUUUUUAUUGACAUUGUCAGGGAGCUCCACCAGUGUAGGAGAUGCAAGCAGUGUUCAGACUGGCAGUAUUGGCAGUCCCUAUGGGUGUGCUGCUGUCAAGAACCAUGGCAUGGAUGUCCACUGGAAAGACACACCCAGAACUUAUCAACCGCCUGAGAGGUAUGAGAGACUGAUCUCAGUCCUGGGCUGCGUUCAGCAGGACACAACAUUGUGGAAUGUUCAGAUGGAAACAUGUUACAUUGACCUGUGGUUCUCAACCUUUUUUGGUUACUGUACCACCAAGUACCCCCUCAUGUGCAUUUUACCAGUAAGCCUAUGGUCUCGAGUCUUCUCAAGGACCCCCUUGGGAUAGGCCAAGUACCCAGAGGGGUACUACCCCUGGUUGAGAACUACUGAUGUAGACCAAAUAUGCCCCUCUGGCAUAUAGAGCAGGAAACACACUAUUGCAAGGUGCAAACAGUUUUGUUUUUUGCUGUUGAAUAUUGAUGCCCAUAUCCUGCUAAAAAGCCACUGUGUUCAAUAAUUGUCUUUGAAAAUGGCCUCCUUUACUCCAAAGAACAUGGGGUUAUCCGCAGUGAUCGGGUGUUUGACGCCAUGCUUGCCACCGACCGAGGGAUCUACUCCAGAGACUACCCGUAUGCUGACUCUCCUCAGUCCAUAGGUACAGUGCCUAGUGAAAGUCUACACAUCUAAUAUAUAUAUAUAUAUAUAUAUAUAUAUAUAUAUAUAUAUUUAAACUAAGAUGUCUUGAUUGCGUUUGUCUUCACACCCCAGAGUUAAUACGAUACUUGGUGGAAGCACCUUUGGCAGCCAUUACAGCUGUGAAUCAUUUUGAAUACGAUUCUACCAACUUUGCACAACUCUUAGGGCAAGAUACUGUAUAUCCAUUGUUUUUGUAAAAAUUGCUCAAGCUCAGUAAAUUUGGUUGAGAGUUAUUGAUGGACAGCAAUAUUUAAACCUUCUCUCUGAUUUUCAAGCAGAUUUAAGUCAGGACUGAGAUUGGAACAUUCAGGAACACAACAUCUGUUAGAAAGCCAUUCUGGUGUGUCUUUGGCAUUGAAAUGUGUGUAAUUGUCCCGCUGAAAAUUAAAAUGCUAUUCCAGGGUUAGGUAUUAAGAAGACUGAGGCAGGGUUUCCUCUAACUUUUUUAUCUGGGCUUUGAUCCAUUCAUAUUUCAAGCAUACCAAUAACAUGAUGCUGCCACCACAAUACUUGAAAAUACAGAGGAUCAACAACAUUGUGUUCACUCCACAUUACUGGCCUGUAUGACAAAGUAAAAAGAAGGAAGCCUUUGUUAAUAAAUAAAAAAUCCACUCUAAAUCCUCCAUUCAAUUUGCAACACGGCCAUUAAGUAAUACUGCAAGACAACACUGCAAUUUUGUAAGUAUUGUGGUGGUAGCAUCAUGUUAUGGGUAUGCUGGAAGUUUUGUCAUGUUCAAAAUAAAUAUGAAAGGAGCAAAUCUCAGGUAAAAGGUACAAGGGAAAUCCACCUCAGUCUUCUGAAAACCUAACCCUGGGAUAGUUAAAUUUUUUAGCGGGACAAUUACAAAACAUGUAAUGCCAAAGACACACCAGAAUGGAUUUCCAAGAGGUGUUGAGUGUUCCUGAGAGUUCCAGUCUCAGUCUUGACUUAAUUUAGCUUGAAAAUCAGAGAAUAGGCUUAUAAUAUUGCUGUCCAUCAAUGAUUCCCAACCAAAUUUACUGGGCUUGAGCAAUUUUGAUGAAAACAAUGGAUAUACACUGAGUGAUCAAAACAUUAAGAACACCUUCCUUAUAUUGAGUUGCUUCAAUAUUAGAAAUAUUAGGAAUUACUUCAGGGUAAUUUACAUAGGUUAUAGGACUUCAUCAAUCUUUUUUUAGUUUUGUUCAUUGAUCUGCAUUAUAUACAGAGUAUACCUAAUAUUGAGUUGCACCCCCACUUUUGCCCUCAGAACAGCCUCAAUUCGUCAGGGUAUGAACUCUACAAGUUGUCGAAAGCGUUCUACAGGGAUGCUGGCCCAUGUUGCUUCCCACAGUUGUGUCAAGUUGGCUGGAUAAUCCUUUGUGUGGUGGACCAUUCUUGAUGCACAUGGAAAACUGUUGAGCAUGAGAAAUCCAGCAGCAUUGCAGUUCUUGACACAAACCGGUGCGCCUGGCACCUACUAUCAUACCCCGUUCAAAGGCACUUAAAUAUUUUGUCUUGCCCAUUCACCCUCUGAAUGGCACUAUACAAAAUCCAUGUCUCGAUUGUCUCAAGGCUUAAAAAUCCUUCUUUAACCUGUCAACUCCCCUUUCAUCUACACUGAUUGAAGUGGAUUUAACAAGUGACAUCAAUAAGGGAUCAUAGCUUUCACCUGGUCAGUCUAUGUCAUGUAAAGAGCAGGUGUUCUUAAUGUUUUGUACACUCAGUGUAUGUUGCCCUAAGCGUUGUGCAAAGUUGGUAGAAUCUUAUUCAAAAUGAUUUACAGCUGUAAUGGCUGCCAAAGGUGCUUCCACCAAGUAUUAACUCUGGGGUGUGAAGACGUACACAAUCAAGACAUCUUAGCUUUUUUUAAAUACAUUUUUAUUGUAUAGUUAUAUUUUUGAUAAUUUCUCUUUCACUUUGAAAAUGUGAAGUAGGUUGUGUAGAUCUGUAGGAAAAAAUCUAAUAUAUUCACUUUUUAGAUUACAUUUUAAGGCAGAAAAUGUGAAGACUGUGCAAGGGGUGUGUAGACUUUCACUAGCGACUAUACAUUCUGACUAGCAUACAAACUUGUACAAAGUAGCAUAAUUGACAGUUGAAUAGAUGACUAUCACUACAUACAGUACAUAAUGAUCUCCUUUGUUUUCAUAGGAUUCAAGGCAACAAUCAGUGCUCCACACAUGGUAAGUGUUUCAGUAUAGAACUUGUAAUUUUCUAAGUAGGAAAGAUAAUGACACAAUGCUCAAUAUGGAUGCUGUCUGGUGUUUAUUCAGCAUGCACAUGCCCUGGAGGUGCUAAGUGACAAGCUAAUGGAUGGGGCAUCUGCAUUGGAUGUGGGAUCAGGAAGUGGCUAUCUCACAGCGUGCUUUGCGAGGAUGGUAAAUUCCAGAAUCGAUUUGUAUGAGUUCAUACUUUACAAUAAUCAUAUUUGUGAUAUUUCCUCAUAGUAAUUUGCUUCUCUUUCCCUUUGUAGGUAGGGCCGACAGGGAAAGUAGUAGGGAUUGAACACAUAGAUGAGCUGGUCCAAACCUCUGUGAGGAACGUCCAGGCUGACGACCCCGAGCUGCUCUCUUCAGGGCGUAUCAGACUUGUCGGUAAGUCCGGUGACUGAAAGGCUAUGUAUUCAGCUCUAUGUUCAGACAACAUACAAUGCAAAUUAUAGGUCAUGUUUUUUGUUAAACAAAUAAUGAAAGAUGUAAAGGUUGAGUUGGCAAACCAUAUUUAGUCAUCAUGAGACACUAUAUGUUUGUAUUGGUGUCUGAUAAAUCUGAGAUUUCUCAGUGGUGUCAUUCCCUAUGGGAUUAGUGACCAUUCAAUAAUUUAUUGCACAAGAAAGGCUCAGAAAAUGCUCUUACUGUCGCAACAUAAUAUAAUAAUAACAUAAUAAUAACUGUUAGGUGUCUGAAACAUUAUAGCAAAGAUGCAUUUAUUGAUCACUUGAAUAAAGUACAUUGGGACCCGGUACUUACAUGUCUAAAUAUGGAUAAAGCAUGGGACUGUUUCAACAACUGUUUCUUAAGCAUUGUGGAUAUAGUGGCUCCAUGGAAAACCAUAGGAAUUAAAACAAAGAACUGAACCUUGGAUGAAUCAGGAAAUCCUUGAGGCCGUUAAAUCAAGGAAUACUGCAUUUCUAGAAUAUAACAGAACCAAAGAGGAAGAUGCUUUCACUAGACACAGAACCCUAAGGAACAAAGCUAGUCAGAUGAUUGAAGAUGCCAAAAAUUCAUAUUUUAAAACAAAAUUGGUGAGAAUAGGCAUACUCCUAGGAUGUUGUGGCAGUCCCUAAAACAGUAGGGAUAUAGAAAUAAACAGAAAACGAAUAGCAAAAGCUUGGUUAGUGAGGUCAAUGGAGAAGUCACGUUUGACAAGGAAGUGGCAGCUGACAAUCUCAAUACCGUUUUCACAACAGUUUCCUCAAAUUUGGUUGAGAAGCUACCCGGUUGUACUGGAGUGUAUGGUAGGGUCAGGUCCUAGGCUAUUACUCCAAGAUGGGUGUACAAGCUGAUGCCUUUUCCUAUUUUCGCGUUUCUCAGGCUGAAGUUGUCAAGAGAACUAAACUGCUCUAAAGCUACAGGCCUCAACAAUAUCCCUGCCAGGUUUUUAAGAGGUUCCCACGGAUACGAAACUUGCUAGAGUGAUCCCUGUCUACAAGAAGGGCAGCAAAACAGACAAGUGCAACCUGUAUCUAUUUUGAGUGUGCUGUCUAAAGUGCUGGAAAAAUAAAUGUAUGAACAGAUAGAGGAAUAUACUAGUAAGAAUAAUAUUUUAUACGAACUACAGUCUGGUUUUUAAAAGUCCCACUCCACUGACACGUCUAUUGUUUUUAACUGACUUUAUCAGGAAAGAAGUUGACCAGGGAAAUUUCUGUGGAAUGGUAAUGCUGGAUCUGCAGAAGGCAUUUGACAUGGUUGUUCAUAUUAUCAUGCUCUAUAAGUUUAAAAGCCUUUGGUUUUAAGAGCAGGGCCACUGACUGGGUUACAUCCUAUUUAAUAGGUAGAGACCAAAUGAUGGAUGUUAAUGGAAAACAUUAUAUUGCAAAGGGGAUUAGCUGUGGGGUGCCACAGGGGAGGACCUUGGCACACUUCUCUUCCUACUGUACAUUAACGAUAUGAAAUCAGCCUGCUCUUGUAAUUCGUUUUUGUAUGCUGAUGACUCUGCUCUACUGAUGUCCCAUAAGAACAAAGCCUCAGUAGAAGAGAUCCUUAGUGCGGCGUUAUCCAAUAUCACUAAAUGGCUUUCAGAUAACAAACUUUCAGUGCAUCUUGGAAAAACAGAAUCCAUCUUAUUUGGUUCCAGAGUAAAGCUUGCAAGGCCCCCUAGUUUUAGUUGCAAAGCAACUCAGUGGUUACACCAAAAACCUCAGUCAGCUAGCUUGGGUGUGAAUUGGAUAGGUACAGUUGAAGUCGGAGGUUUACAUACACCUUAGCCAAUUACAUUUAAUCCUAGUAAAAAUUCCCUAUUUUAGGUCAGUUAGGAUCACUACUUUACUAUUAUUCUGACAUUUCACAUUCUUAAAAUAGAGAGAAUGAUUUAUUUAAGCUUUUAUUUCUUUCAUCACAUUCCCAGUGGGUCAGAAGUUUACAUACACUCAAUUAGUAUUUGGAAGCAUUACCUUUAAAUUGUUUAACUUGGGUCAAACGUUUCGGGUAGCCUUCCAGAAAGCUUCCCACAAUAAGUUGGGUGAAUUUUGGCCCCUUCCUCCUGACAGAGCUGGUGUAACUGAGUCAGGUUUGUAGGCCUCCUUGCUCGCACACGCGUUUUCAGUUCUGCCCACACAUUUUCUAUAAGAGGUCAGGGCUUUGUGAUGGCCACUCCAAUACCUUGACUUUGUUGUCCUUAAGCCAUUUUGCCACAACUUUGGAAGUAUGCUUGGGGGUCAUUGUCCAUUUGGAAGACCCAUUUGCGACCAAGCUUUAACUUCCUGACUGAUGUCUUGAGAUGUUGCUUCAAUAUAUCCACAUAAUUUUCCUCCCUCAUGAUGCCAUCUAUUUUUUGAAGUGCAACAAUCCCUCCUGCAGCAAAGCACCCCCACAGCAUGAUGCUGCCACCCCCGUGCUUCACGGUUGGGAUGGUGUUCUUCGGCUUGCAAGCCUUCCCCUUUUUCCUCCAAAAAUAACGAUGGUCAUUAUGGCCAAACAGUUCUAUUUUUGUUUCAUCAGACCAGAGGACAAUUCUCCAAAAAGUAAGAUCUUUGUCUCCAUGUGCAAUUGCAAACCAUAGUCUGGCUUUUUUAUGGCGGUUUUGGAGCAGUAGCUUCUUCCUUGCUGAGCGGCCUUUCAGGUUAUGUCGAUAUAGGACUCGUUUUACUGUGGAUAUACAGUGGGGAGAACAAGUAUUUGAUACACUGCCGAUUUUGCAGGUUUUCCUACUUACAAAGCAUGUACAGGUCUGUAAUUUUUAUCAUAGGCACACUUCAACUGUGAGAGACGGAAAAUCACAUUGUAUGAUUUUUACAUUUUAUUGGAUGAAAUAAGUAUUUGAUCACCUACCAACCAGUAAGAAUUCCGGCUCUCACAGACCUGUUAGUUUUUCUUUAAGAAUCCCUCCUGUUCUCCACUCAUUACCUGUAUUAACUGCACCUGUUUGAACUCGUUACCUGUAUAAAAGACACCUGUCCACACACUCAAUCAAACAGACUCCAACCUCUUCACAAUGAACAAGACCGGAGAGCUGUGUUAGGACAUCAGGGAUAAAAUUGUAGACCUGCACAAGGCUGGGAUGGGCUACAGGACAAUAGGCAAGCAGCUUGGUUGGCGCAAUUAUUAGAAAAUGGAAGAAGUUCAAGAUGACGGUCAAUCAUCCUCGGUCUGGGGCUCCAUGCAAGAUCUCACCUCGUGGGGCAUCAAUGAUCAUAAGGAAGGUGAGGGAUCAGCCCAGAACUACCGUUAGGACCUGGUCAAUGACCUGAAGAGAGCUGGAACCACCGUCUCAAAGAAAACCAUUAGUAACACACUAUGCCGUCAUGGAUUAAAAUCCUGCAGCGCACGCAAGGUCCCCCUGCUCAAGCCAGCGCAUGUCCAGGCCCGUCUGAAGUUUGCCAAUGACCAUCUGGAUGAUCCAGAGGAGGAAUGGGAGAAGGUCAUGUGGUCUGAUGAGACAAAAAUAUAGCUUUUUGGUCUAAACUCCACUCGCCAUGUUUGGAGGAAGAAGAAGGAUGAGUACAACCCCAAGAACACCAUCCCAACCGUGAAGCAUGGAGGUGGAAACAUCAUUCUUUGGGGAUGCUUUUCUGCAAAGGGGACAGGACGACUGCACCGUAUUGAGGGGAGGAUGGAUGGGGCCAUGUAUCGCGAGAUCUUGGCCAACAACCUCCUUCCCUCAGUAAGAGCAUUGAAGAUGGGUCGUGGCUGGGUCUUCUAGCAUGACAACGACCCGAAACACACAGCCAGGGCAACUAAGGAGUGGCUCCGUAAGAAGCAUCUCAAUGUCCUGGAGUGGCCUAGCCAGUCUCCAGACCUGAACCCAAUAGAAAAUCUUUGGAGGGAGCUGAAAGUCCGUAUUGCCCAGCGACAGCCCCGAAACCUGAAGGAUCUGGAGAAGGUCUGUAUGUAGGAGUGGGCCAAAAUCCCUGCUGCCGUGUGUGCAAACCUGGUCAAGACCUACAGGAAACAUAUGAUCUCUGUAAUUGCAAACAAAGGUUUCUCUACCAAAUAUUAAGUUCUGCUUUUUCUGAUGUAUCAAAUACUUAUGUCAUGCAAUAAAAUGCAAAUUAAUUACUUAAAAAUCAUACAAUGUGAUUUUCUGGAUUUUUGUUUUAGAUUCCGUCUCUCACAGUUGAAGUGUACCUAUGAUAAAAAUUACAGACCUCUACAUGCUUUGUAAGUAGGAAAACCUGCAAAAUCGGCAGUGUAUCAAAUACUUGUUCUCCCCACUGUAGAUACUUUUGUACCUGUUUCCUCCAGCAUCUUCACAAAGUCCUUUGCUGUUGUUCUGGGAUUGCUUUGCACUUUUCGCACCAAAGUACGUUCAUCUCUAGGAGACAGAACACGUCUCCUUCCUGAGCGGUAUGACGGCUGUGUGGUCCCAUGGUGUUUAUACUUGCGUACUAUUGUAUGUACAGAUGACCGUGGUACCUUCAGGCGUUUGGAAAUUGCUCCCAAGGAUGAACCAGACUUGUGGAGGUCUACAAUUUUUUUCCUGAGGUCUUGCCUGAUUUAUUUUGAUUUUCCCAUGAUGUCAAGCAAAGAGGCACUGAGUUUGAAGGUAGGCCUUGAAAUACAUCCACAGGUACACCUCCAAUUGGAUUCAAAUGAUGUCAAUUAGCCUAUCAGAAGCUUCUAAAGCCAUGACAUAAUUUUCUGGAAUUUUCCAAGCUGUUUAAAGGCACCGUCAACUUAGUGUAUGUAAACUUCUGACCCACUGGAAUUGUGAUACAGUGAAUUAUAAGUGAAAUAAUCUGUCUGUAAACAAUUGUUGGAAAAAUUACUUUUGUCAUGCACAAAGUAGAUGUCCUAACCGACUUGCCAAAACUAUAGUUUGUUAACAAGACAUUUGUGGAGUGGUUGAAAAACGAGUUUUAAUUCGUUUUAAGUGUAUGUAAACGUCAGACUUCAACUGUACCUGACUGGUGAGACUAUGGCCCUAAAGGUUUUAAUAAAGAUAAACCAAAAAAUUUAAUUCGUAGCUCGGACCUCAAAAUAUCUUGAUAGUGGCACCCUAAAGACUCUGGCAGGUGCGCUACUUCAGUGUCACUUUGAUUAUGCGUGGACAUCAUGGUUCACCAGCAUCCCUAAACAUCUAAAGAUCAUGUUAAACUACAGACCAGCCAAAACAAGCUGGUGAGAGUUGUACUUAAACUCCCCCCUCGUACUCAUCUGGAGGUCAAACGUUUUAAUUAUCUAGGCUGGCUAUCUGUAGAGAAAAGGGUCAUAUUAAAUCAACUUGGUCGGGUCCAUAGAAUUAUUACUGACUCAGCCCCAAGGUACCUAUCGAAUAAUUUUACUUAUAUUAGAGAUGUCCACCAAUACAACACCAGAGCCAGAGACUCUGAUAUUGUCUUUUUAAAUUUAAAUGUCUGGUAAGAACACCUUUUUAUAUACCGGCACUGUUGAGUGGAACAACCUUCCACAGCAACUCAAAGCCAUGCUGACCAUAACUUCAUUUAAAAAGAAUGUCAAAAGCUGGCUAAUGAUCAAGCAAUAUCAAAAAUAUUAAAAAUACAUAUCUGUGUAAUGCUCUAGGCUAUGACAAUGUCGUCCUGUCCUUUGUUUUGUUAUGUGUUACCAAAGUAUGCCUAGUAAAGGACCACAAUGAAAAUACAUUUUCAAACUUUGUUGUGUCAUCCUCUGAUGCAUUAUCCACGUGUGAUUUGUAUUGUGUUUUAAAUUGUCAAAUACAUUCUCUCUUCUCUCCAAACACCAAAACAAUGUUUGAUAAUAUUCAUGUUUUUCUCAGUCGGAGAUGGACGGUUAGGCUACCCUGAUGGAGCCCCAUAUGAUGCCAUUCACGUAGGGGCAGCCGCGCCUACGCUCCCUACAGCUGUAAGGACUUGGCCGAUCUAUAACUUUCAAGCCAGUGUUUUUAUUUGACUGACGACUUGAAUUUAUCAUCAGUAAUAGAUGCGGUAAAGAGGUCAGUUGAACUUUAGCGAAAACAAUGGAAUUGCCAUGGUAACACGUGGGGUUUCCUCAUUGCCCCCAAGUUAAAUUAGCCUACAUUUAGGGUAUUGUUUAUGUGUAUUUCACACUAUGCUGAGGUAAAAAUGUCAGUAUAUAGGGCCUCCCGAGUGGCGCAGUGAUCUAAGGCACUGCAUCGCAGUGUUGCGGCGUCACUACAGCCUGGGGUUCGAUCCCAGGCUUUGUCAUUACCGGCCGUGACCGGGAGUCCCAUAGGGUGGCGCACAAUUGGCCCAGCUUUGUCCGGGUUAGGUGAAGGUUUUACUUGGCUCAUCGCUCUCUAGCAACUCCUUGUGGCGAGCCGGGCACCUGCAGGCUGACUUCGGUCGUCAGUUGAACAGUGUUUCCUCCGACACAUUGGUGCAGCUGGCUUACGGGUUAAGCGGGCAGGUGUUUAGAAGCGCAGUUUGGUGGGUCAUGUUUCGGAGGACUCGACCUUCGCCUCUCCCAAACCCGUUGGGGAGUUGCAGCGAUGAGACAAGAUUGUUAUCACGAAAUUGGGGAGAAAAAGGGGUAAAAAAAAUCAAAUAUCUCAUAAUGCCUGUAGGGAUGUCAACCCCAAUACGUGUUCAUGUCAUCAUCACCAAUCAACUGCAUUACAGUUAAAAACGACUUUGUCUACCACCACCGAUUUCUGUAUGCUAGCUAUGCUAACCAGCUUAUACAAACGGGAGUUAGCAUUUAGCCAUGGUAUGCAGAGAAAACAGCCAAAUAUAUCCAAAUCGGACUUACAUUGCCUUCAGAAAGUAUUCACACCCCUUGACUUUUAACAAAGUGGGAUCAAAAUGUACCCAUCUACACACAAUACCCCAUAAUGACAAAGUGAAAACAUGGUUUUAGAUAUUUUUGCAAAUGUAUUGAAAAUGAAAUACAGAAAUAUCUAAUUUACAUAGUAUUCACACCCCUGAGUCAAUACUUUGUAGAAGCACCUUUGGCAGUGAUUACAGCUGUGAGUCGUUCUGGAUAUUCCACACCUGGAUUGUGCAACAUUUGCUAAUUUAUUAUUUUCAAAAUUCUUCAAGCUCUGUCAAAUUGGUUGUUGAUCAUUGCUAAACAACCAUUUUCAGAUUUGGCCUUGUGUUUUAGGUUAUUGUCCUGCUGAAAGUGGAAUUCUGGUGAAAAGCAGACUGAACCAGGUUUUCCACUAGGAUUUUGCCUGUGCUUAGCAUUCCGUUUUAUUUUUAACCAGAAAAAUUCCCCAGUAAUUAACGAUUACAAGGAUGCACAUAACAUGAUGCAGCCACCACUAUGCUUGAAAAUAUGGAGAGGUACUCGGUAAUGUUGUAUUGAAUUUGCCUCAAACAUAACACUUUGUAUUCAGGACAUAAAGUUAAUUGCUUUGCCACAUUUUUUGCAGUAUUAUUUUAGUGCCUUGUCGCAAACAAGGUGCAUGUUUUAGAAUAUGUUUUAUUCUGUACAGGCUUCCUUCUUUUCACUCUGUCAAUUAGGCUAGUAUUGUGGAGUAACUACAAUGUUGUUAAUCCCUCCUCAGUUUUCUCCUAUCACAGCCAUUAAACUCAUGGUGAAAUCCCAGAGCGGUUUCCUUUCUCUCCGGCAAAUGAGUUAGGAAGGAUGCCUGUAUCUUUGUAGUGGCUGGGUGUAUUGAUACACCAUCCAAAGCCUAAUUAAUAACUUCACCAUGCUCAAAGGGAUAUUCAGUGUCUGUGUUUAUUUUUUUAUUUUUUUGGUGAUCUACCAAUCUUUGCGAGGCAUUAGAAAACAUCCCUGGUCUUUGUGGUUGAAUCUGUGUUUUAAAUUCACUGCUCAUGUUAAAAAGUAUUAUUGCACACAGAGUGAGCCCAUGCAACUUAUUAUGUGACUUGUUAAGCACAUUUUUACUCCUGAACUUAUUUAGGCUUGCCAUGACAAAGAGGUUGAAUACUUAUUGACUCAAGACAAUUAAUUUGUAAAAAUUUCAACAAUAAAAAACAUAAUUCUACUUUGACAUUAUGGGGUAUUGUGUGUAAGCCAAUGACAAAGAAAUCUAAAUGGGGUAUUGUGUGUAAGCCAAUGACAAAGAAAUCUAAAUUGAAUACAUUUUAAAUUCUGUCUAACACAAUGUGGAAAAAGUCAAGGGUUGUGAAUACUUUUUGAAGGCACUAUAAGUAACCACAUUGUGGACCUGUUACAAUACAUAUAUCAUGACGGAUUUGACGAAUAUCCACUUUGUUAGAUCAGAUUUAUUGAAUGUGUGCCAAUCUGGUCAAUGGAACGUCUGUGUUCCAUUGCCUCCUUUACCGCAUCUAUAUCGGAACGUCAUUAAGGCCAUUAUGUUAGAGCAUUAUUACAACAUUAUGGGCAUUAUGUUAGAGCAUUAUUACACCAUUAAAUGCAUUAUGAUGUCAAAGCAUUACUACAUCAUUAAUGGCAUUAGGAUUUCAGAGCAAUUUAAAUCAUUAUGGGAAUUACAGUGGGGGAAAAAAGUAUUUAGUCAGCCACCAAUUGUGCAAGUUCUCCCACUUAAAAAGAUGAGAGAGGCCUGUAAUUUUCAUCAUAGGUACACGUCAACUAUGACAGACAAAUUGAGGGAAAAAUCCAGAAAAUCACAUUGUAGGAUUUUUAAUGAAUUUAUUUGCAAAUUAUGGUGGAAAAUAAGUAUUUGGUCCCCUACAAACAAGCAAGAUUUCUGGCUCUCACAGACCUGUAACUUCUUCUUUAAGAGGCUCCUCUGUCCUCCACUCGUUACCUGUAUUAAUGGCACCUGUUUGAACUUGUUAUCAGUAUAAAAGACACCUGUCCACAACCUCAAACAGUCACACUCCAAACUCCACUAUGGCCAAGACCAAAGAGCUGUCAAAGGACACCAGAAACAAAAUUGUAGACCUGCACCAGGCUGGGAAGACUGAAUCUGCAAUAGGUAAGCAGCUUGGUUUGAAGAAAUCAACUGUGGGAGCAAUUAUUAGGAAAUGGAAGACAUACAAGACCACUGAUAAUCUCCCUCGAUCUGGGGCUCCACGCAAGAUCUCACCCCGUGGGGUCAAAAUGAUCACAAGAACGGUGAGCAAAAAUCCCAGAACCACACGGGGGGACCUAGUGAAUGACCUGCAGAGAGCUGGGACCAAAGUAACAAAGCCUACCAUCAGUAACACACUACGCCGCCAGGGACUCAAAUCCUGCAGUGCCAGACGUGUCCCCCUGCUUAAGCCAGUACAUGUCCAGGCCCGUCUGAAGUUUUCUAGAGUGCAUGUGGAUGAUCCAGAAGAGGAUUGGGAGAAUGUCAUAUGGUCAGAUGAAUCCAAAAUAGAACUUUUUGGUAAAAACUCAACUCGUCGUGUUUGGAGGACAAAGAAUGCUGAGUUGCAUCCAAAGAACACCAUACCUACUGUGAAGCAUGGGGGUGGAAACAUCAUGCUUUGGGGCUGUUUUUCUGCAAAGGGACCAGGACGACUGAUCCGUGUAAAGGAAAGAAUGAAUGGGGCCAUGUAUCGUGAGAUUUUGAGUGAAAACCUCCUUCCAUCAGCAAGGGCAUUGAAGAUUAAACGUGGCUGGGUCUUUCAGCAUGACAAUGAUCCCAAACACACCGCCCGGGCAACGAAGGAGUGGCUUCGUAAGCAGUAUUUCAAGGACCUGGAGUGGCCUAGCCAGUCUCCAGAUCUCAACCCCAUAGAAAAUCUUUGGAGGGAGUUGAAAGUCUGUGUUGCCCAGCGACAGCCCCAAAACAUCACUGCUCUAGAGGAGAUCUGCAUGGAGGAAUGGGCCAAAAUACCGGCAACAGUGUGUGAAAACCUUGUGAAGACUUACAGAAAACGUUUGACCUGUGUCAUUGCCAACAAAGGGUAUAUAACAAAGUAUUGAGAAACUUUUGUUAUUGACCAAAUACUUAUUUUCCACCAUAAUUUGCAAAUAAAUUCAUAAAAAAUCCUACAAUGUGAUUUUCUGGAGAGAAAAAAAUGCUCAUUUUGUCUGUCAUAGUUGACGUGUACCUAUGAUGAAAAUUACAGGCCUCUCUCAUCUUUUUAAGUGGGAGAACUUGCACAAUUGGUGGCUGACUAAAUACUUUUUUCCCCCACUGUAUAUCAGAGCAUUAUAACAUCAUUAACAUAUAUUUUACAACAUUGUCUUUUCACAAGGGAGGUAAAGUAAAUGUGUGCAUUUUUCAUGCUCAAGAUAAUUACUUAAAAACCUGUGAUAUUGCAUUCUCAUCAUUUAUGCCUUCAUUACACAGCUCCUGGAUCAGUUGAAGCCUGGUGGAAGGCUGGUCUUGCCUGUUGGUCCUGAUGGGGGAAGCCAGGUCCUAGAACAGUACGAUCGCCAGAGUGACGGCACCUUCAUCAGGAAAGCCCUAAUGGGUGUGAUCUAUGUUCCUUUGACUGACAAGCGACGCCAAUGGCCUGGGUACGUAUACAGACUGACCAGUUGAAAGCUAUGAUCCUUUAUUGAUGUCACUUGUUAAAUCCACUACAAUCAGUGAUGAAGGGGAGUUGACAGGUUAAAUAUGGAUUUUUUAGCCUUGAGACAAUUGAGACAUGGAUUGUGUGAGUGCCAUUCAGAGGGUGAAUGGGCAAGACAAAAUAUUUACGUGCCGGUUUGUGUCAAGAACAGCAACGGUGCUGGGUUUUUCACGCUGAACAGUUUCCCAUGUGUAUCAAGAAUGGUCCACCACCCAAAGGACGUCCAGCCAACUUGACACAACUGUGGGAAGCAUUGGAGUCAACAUGGGCCAGCAUCCCUGUGGAACGCUUUCGACACCUCGUAGAGUUCAUGCGUCGACGAAUUGAGGCUGUUCUGAUGGCAAAGGGAGGGGGGUGCAACUCAAUAUUAGGAAGGUUUUCGAAUGUUUGGUAUACACAGCGUAUAUAAUGCAGAUCAAUGAGCAAAACAAACAAAAUAUUAAAGUCCUAAAACCUAUACUUUGUAUGUAAAUUACCCUGAAGUCAGUUUGUCACCAUGACCUGCUAUCAUGACCUUACCUUAGUUCAUCAUCCCACAUCUAGAAUUAUUUCUCCUGAGAGAUGCUGUUCUGUGUUUCUCUUUCCAGAGGUGAGCUCUGACUGCCAUAUGGUGUGGUUGCCCCUGCAGGAGAUGGCGCUGGUGCUGCAGCUCUUGUGUUCCCUAGAUCGCCAUAUGUCUGCAGCCUAGCAACACGUCCUAUGUGCUUAUUGACUAAAACUGGACCGCAGAUGACAGUUGUCCCAGGGGGUUGAAGAGGGUUGCCAAGGGCUUUUGGAUUAAUGAGUCUGUCUGUGGUUACUAUCGUUCAUUUAAGUGUACCCGUUUUGUACAUGGAGGAGUUGCAUUCAGAACAUCAACACAAUGUUUAUGUUCCUCACAGAUGUCUGGCUGAAAGGUUGGCUUAUUUAUUAUAAGGUUACAUAAAAUAUACAUAUGAUGUAAUUUUACAAAGAUGCAACACUCAUACAAAUUAAGUGAUUGGGCUUCAUCAACCAACAUGAAGAUUAGAUGUCUUGAUAAAAGUGAACAAAUUAAUGUCUGACGUGAAUCCAAGUAAACAUAGUGACCUAAAUGACCACAAUUACUCUGUCUUAGCAACAGAAAAACAACCCGUUUUACAUAGCGAUGAGAAUACAUGUACUUUAUUUUGAAAAAAUUAUUGAAAUGAUUAUACAGAAAUGCCAUACCCUAUUAAUAAAAACAUAGUAAUGAAAAUGCUUGUUUGUGUGUAAAUGUAUGGGAAAUAAUGUUGCUUUCUUUGAGACAUUGUGGAUUGUUUGGCUUCGGUUUUUGUAUCCAUCUACAGUGCCUUCAAAGUAUUCACACCCCUUGA
Molecule: messenger RNA, 15350 nt
Organism: Coregonus sp. 'balchen'
Lineage: Eukaryota; Metazoa; Chordata; Actinopteri; Salmoniformes; Salmonidae
Source: the annotation of a GenBank genome assembly